Molecule: messenger RNA, 507 nt
Organism: Gracilinanus agilis (Agile Gracile Mouse Opossum)
Lineage: Eukaryota; Metazoa; Chordata; Mammalia; Didelphimorphia; Didelphidae
Gene: RNF224
Product: ring finger protein 224
Exons: 1
Coding region: 1-507 (168 amino acids)
Source: RefSeq, a predicted model, not a curated record
AUGUUGCAUAUAGAGGGAGCUCCUGAGGGUGAGGCCAUUCCUGCUAAGGAGAAGCCUUCCGAAGUGGGGGCUCGCCGAAAUGACUGCAUCAUCUGCUAUUCCUCCUAUGACUUGGCUGGCCGCCUUCCACGCCGUCUCUACUGUGGCCACACCUUCUGCCAGGCUUGCGUCAGGCGACUAGACACCCCAGCUCAUGAACAGCGAUGGAUCCCCUGUCCACAGUGCCGCCAGAGUACACCCACACCGCGAGGUGGUGUAGCCAUGCUGGACCUUGAUCUGGCUGCCUUCCUGGCUGUGAAGGCCGAGCGGGAGCCUCCCCGGGGAGAGCCCUGGUCUCUCACUCCCCACAAAGGCAGCCCUCCCAAGCCUGGCUCUGUCAUCACUCAGCAGCCAACCAGCCAUUGUCCAACCCUAGGCCCUCAGCCCAGCUUCCCCCGACAGGGGUGCUGUUGGGGCUGCUGUGGCUGUUGCCUAUGCUGUGACCCUGAGGGUACCCCUGAAGUCUAA